AAGAAGAGAAGAUCGUUCUGCAGCAGGUAAUCAUCAUCUUCAACAUCUGCAUCAUCUCCACCAUGAAGACGCUGACUCUGUCUGCACUUCUUUGUGCCAUGAUGGCUCUGACCAGAGCUGCUGUUCUUCCAGACGCAGAGGCUGGAAACUGGACCAACUCGUUCACUCCAACAGAAGAGAAUCAUGUUGUCAAGAGGUCCACAUCAUGUCCAAAAGAUUGGACUCCUUUUUACGGUCAAUGUUAUCUCUUCGUUCAACAACCCAUGAUUUGGGCUGUGGCUGAGAGAAACUGUCACUCUUUGGGUGGAAACCUCGCAUCUGUUCAAAACUCCAAGGAGUCCGGUGUGAUUCAGGCGGUGAUGACAUUGAGCAACACUCAAAAUCAAGUAAUAGCUUGGCUUGGAGGGUCUGAUGGACAACAGGAGGGACAUUGGUUCUGGAGUGACGGAACGCCUUUCCACUUUACUCAGUGGUGUGGUGGACAGCCUGAUAACGCUGGUGGUCGUCAGAACUGUAUUGGUUUUAAUUUUAGAGCAAGUCUGACUUGUUCACCUGAGGAUUUGAACCCUGGAACUUCAGAUCUGCAGAGCAGGACGACUGAAGCUACAGACGCUGAGAAGGAAGAAGAGAAGAUCGUUCUGCAGCAGGUAAUCAUCAUCUUCAACAUCUGCAUCAUCUCCACCAUGAAGACGCUGACUCUGUCUGCACUUCUUUGUGCCAUGAUGGCUCUGACCAGAGCUGCUGCUCUUCCAGACGCAGAGGCUGGAAAUCGGACCGAUUUGUUCACUCCAACAGGAGGGAGUCAUGUUGUCAAGAGGGCCACAUCUUGUCCCAGUGGCUGGAUUCCUUUCAACGGUCGAUGUUACCUCUAUGUUGCGCAAACCAUGAGCUGGGCUUUGGCUGAGAGAAACUGUCACUCUCUGGGUGGAAACCUCGCAUCUGUACAAAACUCCAAGGAGUUUGGUGUGAUUCACAUCAUGUCGACUUCGAGCAUCACUCAAAAUCAAGUUGUAGCGUGGAUUGGAGGGUCUGAUGCACAACAGGAGUCACUGUGGUUCUGGAGUGACGGAACGCCUUUCCACUUUACUCAGUGGUGUAAUGGACAGCCUGAUAACGCUGGUGGUCGUCAGAACUGUCUUGGCUUUAAUUUUAGAGAUCAGAGAUGCUGGGAUGACUUUGCUUGUGAUGUUCUGCUCCCAUCUAUCUGUGUCAGAGAGGACAGAUAA
Messenger RNA from Micropterus dolomieu (smallmouth bass), 1226 nucleotides. RefSeq lists its product as uncharacterized. The record is from RefSeq and is a predicted model, not a curated record. The transcript is spliced from 14 exons. The coding region runs from base 63 to 1226 and encodes 387 amino acids. Gene Ontology annotation, molecular function: signaling receptor activity. NCBI's taxonomy places the organism in Eukaryota, Metazoa, Chordata, Actinopteri, Centrarchiformes, Centrarchidae.